Molecule: messenger RNA, 609 nt
Organism: Lactuca saligna
Lineage: Eukaryota; Viridiplantae; Streptophyta; Magnoliopsida; Asterales; Asteraceae
Source: the annotation of a GenBank genome assembly
AUGUCUCUCUUAUCAAAAUCCUAUUCGUCUGGUUGUUAUUUCAAGGAGGGACAAAUAAUUACCUUUGAAGUUCACAACAGGAAAACCUCAAUCACCAAGUCUCGAUUUUGCUCCUUACUAGGGCUUGCUCAGAAUGAUGAUGAUGAGCCUGUACAACACGAAGACACUGCAACAACUUCACAUCCUAAGCUUUCGCAGCCCAUUUCUAUGAAUCCUAAGGUAACCUUUGAGAUUCUUGUCUCAGUUCCUAUUACUAAUGAAUUCUUUGAAGUUGUUUUUGUUCCCUCUCCCACUACCACUGUUUCCACACCCAUUACUAUUGCCCAGUGCCCACCUGCUUCUUUGGGCAUUUUGCAAUCCCCACCUCCUAUUUUCACUGAUUUCACUACCACACCAACGACCACUGUUGAGCCUCCUGUUAUUGUCAACGCAUCUAAUGCGGGGGAAGGAGAUUUAGGAUUCAGCUACAAUCCAUUUAACAUCAGGACUAAAAGUGAUGAUGAAGCUCCCGUCACAAGAGGGAAACUCAAUGCGAUUAAUGAAAAACUGGAUUUUUUUCUUAAGGAUUCAAAGGCAUCAUCCAGCGAUGAUUUUACUCGCAGGCAAUGA